ACUGGGCGGCGCAGGAGCGUCUGUGCUACCGGAAAACAACAGCAGAAGAAGAAGCGAGGGUAGUUGUGAAACAUGCUGAUGGUGCUGGACACAUUUCUUUGAUUAUGUACAUGUGUUCAGUUAAUAAUCAGAGUCGUGCUCGCUCCUCGAAGUUGUACAUCGUCACGAAGAAUCUGACUUGAUCAAGCUGAAGAAAUGAGCUCGGUCAGACAGGAAGGUAAAGAUCAAAUCAUCUUUGUAACCAAAGAGGAUCAUGCGACACCCAGCAAUGCUGAACUUGUAGAGGAAGAUCCAAAUGACCCAUACGAGGAGCGAGGUCUGAUUCUUCCCAGUGGGGAAAUCAACUGGAACUGCCCAUGCCUGGGGGGGAUGGCCAGUGGUCCCUGUGGAACUGAAUUUAAGGGGGCCUUCUCCUGUUUCCACUAUAGUAAGGAGGAGGUGAAGGGAUCGGAGUGCUUGGAGCAGUUCAGGUCCAUGCAGGAGUGUAUGCAGCGUUACCCUGAACUUUAUCCACAGGAAGACGAGAAGGAGCCAAAACAGCAAACAUCAGAAACAGUCCAAACCUCAGAAGACUCUGCAUCUGUGGAAACAUCAGGUGUAAACUCGACAUCGGUCACUGAGAAAGACUCUAACAUCACACAACCCAACACAGAGAAUUCAGUGGAAAGUUAAUAAUGUGCUCUUAAAAGAAUGCUGGCAACAGGGUUCUAAAGUCCAACUGAAAUUACAUUUAGAAGAAGAAGAACGUACUUUAUUAAUCCCCAGUGGGAAAUUCAAUUUUUUCACUCGUGUUAUUUUUCAGUCAUGCUACACGCAGUUUUUUUUUUUGGUAUAUACAUACAAUGCACACACAUGCAGUGAACAUGCACUUAGGGAGAGAUGUCAGAGUGAGGAUGCUGCCAUCAACCAGCGCACCCCAAGCAGUUGGGGGUUUGGUGUCUUGCUAAAGGGCAGCUCGGCAGUGCCCAUGCAAGUGAACCAGCACCUCUCCAUCCACCAGUCCACUUGCAAAACUUUGUCCAUACUGGGACUCGAACCGGCGAUCCUUCGGUUCCCAAGUCAAAUCCCAAGUCCCUAUGGACUGAGCUACUGCCGCCCAUUUUUAGCCAUUUUGUCGUCAAAAUCACUUAAACAUAUUUUUAUUUUUAAUUUACAGUAAGUAUAAAAACUAUAUAGUCUAAGGGGCAGAGGUGUCUGUGUCAUAUAGACUUCCAAGGUCAGACUGAGUGUUUGACGUGAGAACAGGUGACUAAGUAGAAAAAGAAAAUAGCCUGCAAACUGACAAUAGCAGUGUGCUUUUCCUCAGUAGAUGUUUCAGCUGAGGCUUAAGACGAGAAUUGAGUUCAUGUUUGUAAUUUAGGUCGGGAGGAGAAUUAAGCAGGACCACAUAGGUUUACUGCAUUAUGCAAAUAGUCAUAAAGCCCUUAAUCCAGGUUUGGCUUUUGUUUUGUUCUCAGAGAGGAAUGUUGAACAUGUUGUUUAAGGCCCAGUCAUACCUUGACGAUUUAGCCAGUGUAUGCGUAUAAAAAGAUUGGCGAGUACGCUGGCGUACGUUGCAUAAGUUAUAAGUAAGUUUUGUUGAAGUUAAGAGCAAGCUGAAGCACGCUGGUAUAUGUCAUAGUAACUUCAGCCAAAGUUUUGAAAUCAGGGAACAUUUCUCCAAGUGAAGUGAUCAGAAAUCGACAAGACUCUCUGAACGAGGGGUUUCCUGAUCCCACAAGCACUCGCUUCAGCGGGAGGAAAUCCCACAGCAUGUGCUCCUUCUGCACCACUGGUUCAGCUGCACUGGUCUGUGACCCGUAAUGGUCACAGACCACUCCAAAGCCUCCUGUCCAUAACUCAUCAAUGCGCUGUUAGCACCCGGAUAGUGAGAUGCAUUGAGUACGGUGUCCAGGUCAGAGUUGAUGCUCAGAUGCUCUGAUGGGAAUAUUUUUUCUCUGCCUCACCUGGCCCAUUCACAAAGUCUUCCAGGCUGACCACAGUCUUGCUGUCAAUCAAAAUGACAGAUGGCCUUCAGAUUUUUCUGUCCCUGUUUUAAAGAAAGCGGAAAGUAUUCGGUUAACCGUGCUUGGAGCCCUCAGUCAGUGUCAAAUAGCAGAGGCUCUGAAACAGCAACUGAAGCAAGCAUGUCGGAGUCUGGUGGUGUUCAACGAUAAAGCUGCUGUUGUUGAAUUAAAUGAAGUUCAAAAUGUUAAGUGUAACUUCUUGUAAAGACCAGAGGCUGUGUUCCUGCUGGUUUCCCUCCUCUGACACUCUCCACUGCUCAUCAUGUUCUUACAAAGAGAGGUCGCAUAGUUUUUGAUAACACAAGUACUUAAGUCACCAAAGCAAGUGCAUCUAAUUUCAAAACUUAUACACUGUCAUUAACAAGCGGCAGCCUUUUUAUACACUUUGUCUGCAUUAUUAAGCUGCAGCACGCUUUGCACAAGUGGACUAUAGUUGGGCAUCAGUUAUGAAUAUGCUAUCUAUAUGCCCAAAAUAAAAAUAAAACAUUGAUAAUUCAGCGUGUCAGCGCGUACGUUGGGAAAACGCUGGCUAAAUCAUCAAGGUGUGACAGGGCCCUUGCUGAAAAAGAGGACAUUAAACUUCAGUUGGACUUUAAACCUUGUAUAGUGAAUAGUAAGCAAAGCUUGUUUAAUGUUAAAGAAAAAUAUAUCGCCCCAGAGGGUUUAAAUUUAAUACUGCCUUUGGGUUUACACCAAAGAAUCAAAGGUUGUUUUAAUUCAGUCAAUAGCUUAGAGGACCAAGCAGGGUAAACACACUGACAUGUACUUUUUCAAUUUCUCAAGAGUGACAGAUCUACUUAAUUGUGCUGAAAUGAACCAUAAAACAUGUUUUUUUAAUUACAAUUCUCUUUUUUAUUCAAUGAUCUGUUUAACACUGUUAAAAUAGAUCACUUAAAACAUGCAUCAUUUGUUUAUUUAUUUUAAUAUGAAACUUUAACUCAAAGUGUAUGUUGACAAUGUUACCAGUGAAUUCUUAAAUUUACAAAAUUGUGAAGAAUGAACUGAAAAAAAGAACCUUUUAAUGUGGGAUCUUGUAUGAUGUGUUUUCACUGUUGCUGUCUGCCCUGUGUGACUACAUUUUAUCUGCUAACUUAUUACAAGACUCAACACAUUUACCUCAACUGAACUUAAAAGGUUACUUUAUGUUUAACACUUGACUGGUUGAAGUGACUUUGAGUGAAUAUUCUUGAAAGUUUUAUAAUAAAAUAUGUUUUUGAUCCUU
Messenger RNA from Notolabrus celidotus (New Zealand spotty), 3228 nucleotides. Its product is annotated as mitochondrial intermembrane space import and assembly protein 40-like. Bases 196 to 672 code for a protein of 158 amino acids. The record is from RefSeq and is a predicted model, not a curated record. Gene Ontology annotation, molecular function: protein-disulfide reductase activity. NCBI's taxonomy places the organism in Eukaryota, Metazoa, Chordata, Actinopteri, Labriformes, Labridae. Gene Ontology annotation, cellular component: mitochondrial intermembrane space. The transcript is spliced from 3 exons. Gene Ontology annotation, biological process: protein import into mitochondrial intermembrane space.